Messenger RNA from Pseudoliparis swirei, 1176 nucleotides. Its product is annotated as N6-adenosine-methyltransferase TMT1A-like. The transcript has 2 exons. The record is from RefSeq and is a predicted model, not a curated record. Bases 39 to 767 code for a protein of 242 amino acids. Lineage: Eukaryota; Metazoa; Chordata; Actinopteri; Perciformes; Liparidae. Gene Ontology annotation, molecular function: S-adenosylmethionine-dependent methyltransferase activity.
GACUCGACGGGCUGCCACCGUAGUCUGGGGAAUCAGAAAUGGCGUUCCUACAAGCAUGUUGUACUCUGAUCGUCAAUAUCUUGUGCCUUCCCCUCCACCUGCUGCAAGCGGCGGGCCUGUACGACAUAUACAAACGUGUCUUUCCAAUUAUUUUGAACCGGACUUCUAUACAUUACAACAAGAACAUGUACGACAAGAAGAAGGAGCUGUUUCGCAGUCUCUCCGAGUUCAACAAGUCUGGCGGGCAGCUCACAAUUUUGGAGAUCGGCACCGGCACCGGCACCAAUUUUGAGUUUUAUCCGCCCGGUUGCAAAGUAAUCUGCACUGACCCGAAUCCUCAUUUCCAGAGAUAUCUCAACAAAAGCAUGGGCGAGAACGACCAGCUCUCAUACGAGAGGUUUAUGGUGUCUUCGGGGGAGGACAUGGGGUCAGUUGAGAGCGGAUCCGUCGACGUCGUUGUCUGCACCCUGGUACUCUGCUCGGUCAACAGCAUCCCGCAAACUCUGCGAGAAGUCCGCCGCAUGCUGAGACCAGGUGGAGCCUUCUUUUUCCUGGAGCAUGUCGUGGCCGAUCCUUCCACUUGGUCAUACUUCUUCCAGCACGUACUUCAGCCUUUUUGGUUCUACUUUGGGGAUGGAUGUGAGAUCAUCCGGGAAACCUGGAAACAUCUUGAAGGAGCUGGAUUCUCUGAACUCAAGCUGAGACACAUCAAUGCACCAUUGCUGUUCCUAAUCAAACCACAUAUUGUAGGGUAUGCUGUCAAAUAAAUGAUUAUUGCAUAAGUAUAAGCAAAUCACUUAAAGCCUCUCCUCUUUUGUGUGAUAUGAUUGAUCAGCACCAGUGAGAAAUAACGCCAAUCACUCUAAUAAUAACUUUAUUUUUGUAUGGGAAAACCCCUAGUCUUCGUGUUUUGUAAAGCCACAUUAUUUACUAAAUCAUUAAAUAGACAGCAUACAGUACUCAUUUCAUAUGCAGUUCAAGGCAUGUUUGAUGUUCUUUUUGUCUUUUCCCAUCUCCAAAACUGAUAAAUCAAUGAUACAGCCAUCUAUCCUUCAGUAUGUGUGCUACUGCUGGAUUCAUUUGCCUUUUAAGACAUGACUAAAAAUCUAUGUUUUUGCUGUUAUCAAACUAAUUGCGUUGUGUCUUAAUGUUGACGAUUAAAGAAUUUGAUCACGA